AUGCGCAACACUAACGGCAGAUUUCCUUCGCCUCUUCCAGACCUCGUGGAUCUUUUGAAUCUCUGGAAACCCUUUGAUGAGCUCCCCGAUGACCACGACGAAAUCCCGAAGCAUCAGUAUUGUCUUAGCCAGCCCAGUGGCUUGACCACCGCAUCGACAAGCGACCUUGACAUAUGGCGAUACGAAGACUACCUUCGCCAGAAAUGGGCCUGUGCCGAAGCAAUGCCAGAGUCAUUCGACCCUCGCCAGCUGGAGAAUGCUAGAAAAUCCCGCUUUAAGCCUUGCAUGCGAGAGCAGGCAACAAGCCAAUCCGAAGACGGACUAUCAUCCGGCGAAGAGGAAUACGAAGACGAAGACGACGAGAGCCCCGAAGUGACACCCCUCGCACAGAAGUCUAACCUCGACACCCUCUGCCCGAGCCAAAAAAACGCCUCAACCGAGUCGCUGUGCUCGCUCGUAUCAGUGACGUCGCCCCUCGACACUGACGAGCAGCUCGAAAGCUACGAAGGUGAAGUCACCAUCAACGAAGCCUCAGUCGAGAACAUCAACAGAAUGAAGACACGACCGCGCUCCACUACCCUGAGCGUCGUCGAGCGCGUACAGUCCGACAUCCCCGAGCGGCAACCCACUCCGCGGAUACGGAGCGGUUCCAAACCGCCACUUUCGAGGAGCGCGUUCGCGAAUAGUGGUCUGCCUUGCCUGCAGGACGGGUGCAAUGGGCGGAAUAGCGCGGCUCUGCCGGCGAUGUAUCACAGGGGUCAGAAGUAUUUUCCUUAUAAGAGUAGAACGGUGAGGAUGUAG
Messenger RNA from Anthostomella pinea, 801 nucleotides. NCBI's taxonomy places the organism in Eukaryota, Fungi, Ascomycota, Sordariomycetes, Xylariales, Xylariaceae. The record is from the annotation of a GenBank genome assembly.